Penicillium malachiteum is the source of this 1299-nucleotide messenger RNA. RefSeq names its product histidinol dehydrogenase family protein. Gene Ontology annotation, cellular component: cytoplasm. Bases 1 to 1299 code for a protein of 432 amino acids. The record is from RefSeq and is a predicted model, not a curated record. The transcript has 2 exons. Gene Ontology annotation, biological process: L-histidine biosynthetic process. NCBI's taxonomy places the organism in Eukaryota, Fungi, Ascomycota, Eurotiomycetes, Eurotiales, Aspergillaceae. Gene Ontology annotation, molecular function: histidinol dehydrogenase activity; metal ion binding; NAD binding.
AUGGUUGCUAAGCUCAAGCAAAGAAACAACGCCAGCGUCGGCUCAGCAGCGACAGUUGAUACAACUGCAGUUGUGCGGGGAGUGAUCAGCGACAUCCGCGCAAAGGGUGACCAGGCUGUUCGAAGCUACUCGGAGAAGUUCGACAAAUGGAGUCCUGCCAGCUUCAAGCUGUCACAGGAGGAGAUUCAGCAGAUCAUCUCAACUGUUCCACAACAAAUCAUCGAUGAUAUCAAGCAAGUCCAGGAGAAUGUCCGUACAUUUGCCUUGGCGCAGAGAACUUCGAUCAAGGACUUUGAGUUGGAGAUUCGCCCGGGUGUGCAUCUGGGCCAGAAGAAUGUCCCCAUCAACUCCGUCGGCGCAUACAUCCCCGGUGGACGCUACCCCCUGUUAGCCUCAGCUCAUAUGACCAUUCUUACCGCAAAAUGCGCCGGUGUCCCCCACGUUACUGCCUGCACACCUCCGAUUGCUGGAAAGAUCCCUGCCAACACCAUUGCUGCUAUGUACCUGGCCGGAGCAGACGAUAUCUAUGUUUUGGGCGGAGUUCAGGCUGUCGCGUCCAUGGCCAUUGGAACCGAGACCAUGAAAAAAGUGGAUUUCAUUGCUGGGCCAGGCAAUGCGUUCGUCGCAGAGGCCAAGCGACAGCUCUUCGGCGUGGAGAUCGGCAUCGAUCUACCGGCCGGACCAACAGAGAUCCUGAUUGUCGGUGAUGAACAUGCAGACCCAUUCAUUCUGGCCACCGAUCUGCUAUCACAAGCCGAGCACGGGCCCGAUUCGCCAGCUGUUCUCAUCACCAAUUCCAAGGCAGUCGGUGAGAAGACUAUUGAGGAGGUUGACCGUCUUCUCAAAAUCCUCCCUACUGCGGACAUCGCCAGUGUUUCAUGGGAUCGUCUCGGUGAAGUCGUUCUCGUGGAGAACUUGGACGAGGCUUACAAGGUGGCGGACGAAUACGCAUACGAGCAUGUGCAAAUUUUGACCCAAAACCCCCGUGAGGCUUUGGAAAAGAUGUCCAAUUAUGGAGCCUUAUUCCUGGGUGAAAAGACUUGUGUAUCAUACGGUGAUAAGUGCAUUGGAACCAAUCAUGUUCUCCCCACUCGUGGUGCAGCUAGAUACACUGGCGGUCUGUGGGUUGGUAAGUACUUGAAGACUGUGACCUAUCAAGAGGUCACUUCGGCGCAGGAGUCUGGCGAGCUCGGUCUUCUUUGCGGAAGAUCUGCACGAGCGGAGAAUUUCGAAGGUCAUGCCCGUUCAGGAGAUGCUCGCGCUCAUCAAUAUUUGGGUGAGAAGUUUGAUUGGAUCUAA